Fusarium redolens is the source of this 2191-nucleotide messenger RNA. RefSeq names its product major facilitator superfamily domain-containing protein. Gene Ontology annotation, biological process: transmembrane transport. The transcript is spliced from 5 exons. The record is from RefSeq and is a predicted model, not a curated record. Gene Ontology annotation, molecular function: transmembrane transporter activity. Lineage: Eukaryota; Fungi; Ascomycota; Sordariomycetes; Hypocreales; Nectriaceae. The coding region runs from base 209 to 1882 and encodes 557 amino acids.
ACCAAAACCUCUUCUUGUUUUCAUCCCUUAUUUGUUUGGUGCAAGAGUUGAGAUAUUGAUGAGUUGAUCGUGUAUAUCGUAUAUUCAGAUUAAUCAUCCCUCGUGUCAGCGUCUCGUUGUACAUGAUACUCGUUGGUCUUUGUUAGAAACAAGAAAAUUUAUUACUUCGGAACCUCCACUGUUACUCUUUGCGCAAUCGUUCCUCGCGAUGACGACCAAGGACGGUCCAAAGCUGCCCAAGCAGCAGCUGGCGAUUCUGGCCAUGGCCAGAAUUGCCGAACCCAUGGCCUACAGCUCAGUCUUCCCAUAUCUACCCAGCAUGGUCAGCAGCUUUGGUGUUCCUACCAACAAGGUUGGGAGUUGGGUGGGACUCACAUCUGGUGUCUUCUCCAUAGCACAAAGUACCACUGCAGUGGCUUGGGGGAAGGCUUCUGAUAUUUAUGGCCGGAAACCGAUAAUCAUCUUUGGUCUUAUGAGUUCAAUGAUCUGCUUUAUAGUAUGGGGCAUGUCUACGAACUUACCCAUGGCUAUUAUUGUCCGAGCCAUCAUGGGUGGUGGAAACGGAAAUGUUGGUAUCAUCAGAACAGUGGUUGCUGAGCUGGUUCCUGAGAGGGAGCUCCAGCCAAGAGCAUUCUCCAUCAUGCCUAUUGUUUGGAGUCUGGGUUCUAUUAUCGGACCUAGUUUCGGAGGGCUCUUCGCUGAGCCUGCAGAGCAAUACCCUCAAAUCUUUGGCCAUAUCAAGUUCUUCAAGCGCUUUCCCUUUGCGCUGCCCAACUUGAUUCUGAUGGUUUUCUUCCUAUUCUCCGCUACCAUUGCAGCCCUGUUUCUCCAUGAAACCCUUCCCAGUAAGCGAGGACACCGGGAUUGGGGUCUCUUGGUAGGAGAGCGUAUCACUCGCUCUUUCAAGACCACCCGCCCAGCACCCUCUACUCGUCGACCUUCGUUUGUCGACGGUGAAGCUACUUCACCACUUCUUCCUAACAAAACAGCACCAAAGAAGAAGACACACGAGCCUUCGGAACAUGCUAAGAAAGAACGCGUCAUUACCCGUGCAACAGCCAUGAAUCUCUUGAUCUACACUUUGCUGGCAUUCCAUUCCGUGGCUUAUGAUCAGAUCCUCAGUGUCUUCCUUAGACACCCAGUUGAAAAGCAUACUCCUGAGAACACCUCGUUUCCGUUUUACUUUUCAGGAGGAUUUGGCAUGAAGCACAGUCAGGUUGGCACCAUAUACACCAUCUACGGCAUCGUUUGUUGCGCUGUUCAGUUCCUAAUCUACCCUUCCAUCGUUGCUCGCUUUGGUGUUUUGCGUUGCUUCAGAGUCUGCUGUCUUCUGAUGCCACUUUCUUACUUCCUUACCCCUUACUGUGUUCUUUUCCCUACUCACAAGGGCCGCAUGAUUUCUCUCAUGGCCGUUAUGUUUAUCAAGGCUGCUGGAAUUAUUGUGGCAUUCCCAUCUGUCACUAUUCUUCUGACCAACUCCUGCACUUCUCUCCGUGUACUUGGUACACUCAACGGCUAUGCCACAACAUUCAGUGGUCUAGGUCGUGCACUUGGUCCAGCUUCGACAGGCGCCCUUUUCACAUGGGGCGCUGAUCAUGGCUAUGUUGUAACAGCGUGGUUCUUCCUCAUGUUCAUCGCUAUCCUAGGUGCUAUCCCGGCUUACCUCGUUGAAGAGGGAGAAGGUCCUUCCGCUUCUGUUUCCAGUUCAGCAGAGAACAGCGACACAGAGAAUGACCAGGCUUCGUCUUCAUCAAGUACGAUAUUGUUGCCCGAAGAUUCCGCCAUUGCGUCUGAUUCUGAAGAGGAAGAAGAGCUGCCUUUGACCAAGACUAAGUCUAGGUCUGUGGAGCAAAGCUACGGAACCAUGACAGGAGGGAAGUAAGGUAUUGAAACAGUCACAGCACUUCGACGACCUGACAACUUUCGAGGAUCCUACUCACAUUAUAUACCAUGUUUAGGGCAAGUUUAGGCCCAUCUUGUCCUAAAUUCCUGACUAGAUUAUGGGCUUCUUGUUUGUCAUAAGAGUCAGGUGUGGUUGCAACUUCUGCUGCAUUUGGCUUUUGCUUUUGUUUCAUGAUGGGAUAGUUGGACCAAGCUGCAUUUGAGUACAUCUUGCAUAGGCGGCGUCAAAGCAUAAUGAGUAUGAUAACGUCUCGCAUCUAAUGACGGAAGUGGUUGAUAAUAAAAGCGU